Dracunculus medinensis (Guinea worm) is the source of this 1050-nucleotide messenger RNA. Lineage: Eukaryota; Metazoa; Nematoda; Chromadorea; Rhabditida; Dracunculidae. The record is from the annotation of a GenBank genome assembly.
GGAUUACAAAGAGAAAAAUCUUGGUUAUUCGAACUGGUGCUCGAAAAACUUGAAUGGUCCUCAUUGUGCUUCAGAUUUAUUUUUACUCUCACAAACGAAUUUAUUCAAGACACAACCAAUAACAUUUCCACUAUGGAAUGUUACCUUUCUGAAGUUGGUCUUAUCAAUAAAGAGUAUUUCACCAGAAGUAUGUAUAUGGGUGCAAUAUUUGGUGAUAUUCGAGUUAAACAAGGGUCGAGGAAAAUUUUAACUGCCAAAUAUGUACGAAUGAUCUUCGACUUCCCACCACUCUUAGAUAUGAAAGAAAAUGAAAUAUUUGACCAGCAAUGGUGCGAAUCAGUUUUGAAUGCAUCUCUACCUGAAGGGGUUGAAAUUUCUAUUUGGUCAGCUGGGCAAUACGAACGUGAUUUACUUUUGACUGCUAUCCACACUAAGAGGUUGUUACCAGUUUUGGUUGUUGUGCUAUGUGCAUUUUCUGUUAUAAGUUCGAUGCGAUGCGAUUUUCAUUUGAGCAAAUCUAUACUUUCACUUUUAGGAUUACUUUCUGCCGGUUGCGCAAUAGUGUCAUCCUUUGGAUUAAUGUAUUUAUUUGGUUUUCGGUUGAUUCAAAUUGCUCUUAUCAUUCCCUUUCUUGUUUUAUCCAUUGGAAUCGACGAUAUGUUCAUUAUGAUAUCAAUUUGGCAAAAAAAUUUACGCAUAAGUGAAGGAGCAUCGAUAAAAGAACUUAUGAGGAUUACUUUUGAGGAAAGCUCGACAUCGAUAUGUCUUACUACUUUGGGCAAUAUUAUCAUAUUUUCAUUCGGCACAAUUUCAUUGUUUCCAGUCAUUCGCAGUUUUUGCAUUUUUUGUGUUGUAUCACUCAUAUUUGUAUUCAUUUUCCAAAUGACACUAUUUGGUGCAUUUCUUGCAUUAGACGGAAAUCGUGAAAUUCAUCGAACAACAUUUGCUGAAUGUUAUAUUUUCUACAUAAUUGGGUCCAUAAUUGCUUUAACAAUGAAUUUCGAAGUCGGAUUGCAGCUUUCAUCACUUGUUCCAUAUGAUUCCAUGUAA